This is a messenger RNA of Paramecium pentaurelia, 477 nucleotides long. NCBI's taxonomy places the organism in Eukaryota, Ciliophora, Oligohymenophorea, Peniculida, Parameciidae. The record is from the annotation of a GenBank genome assembly.
AUGUAAUUAGAAAAUCCUAAACCACAAAUUUUUCAAACAGGUAAUUUUGAAUUCAGUUAAUAAUAUAUUAAAAGAAAGUAAUAAGAAUAUGACCCAGAAAUUGAAGAUCCUAUUGAUGAAUAUGAAAUUUUUGAUAUAAUUAAAACAAUUAAAGAUCCUGAACAUUCAUUUACUUUAGAAUAAUUGAAUAUAGUAAAUCCUAAUGAUAUUUAAAUCUAAGGAAAUAGAGUAAUUGUGUAUUUUACUCCUACUAUUCCUCAUUGUUCUAUGGCUCAAACAAUUGGACUUACUUUAAAAAUUAAAUUGAUGAGAAGUUUACCUAAAAAUUAUAAAAUUUAUGUAGAAAUAAAGGAAAAUAUGCAUAUCAAAGAAAUUGAAUUAAAUAAAUUAUUCUAAGAUAAAGAAAGAGUCUUGGCUGCUAUUGAGAAUUAAUAAUUGUUAAAGAUAAUUAAUUUUGGAAUAUAAGGAAUAAGAUGA